Molecule: messenger RNA, 927 nt
Organism: Morchella importuna
Lineage: Eukaryota; Fungi; Ascomycota; Pezizomycetes; Pezizales; Morchellaceae
Exons: 4
Coding region: 1-927 (308 amino acids)
Biological process (GO): branched-chain amino acid biosynthetic process
Cellular component (GO): acetolactate synthase complex; mitochondrial nucleoid
Molecular function (GO): acetolactate synthase regulator activity
Source: RefSeq, a predicted model, not a curated record
AUGGCUUCGAUUUCAUCAAUGGCUGCUACCCUUCGCACAGCCAGAUUACCAACCACUAUAUUGGAAAAAUAUGCUGCAACCACUGUCGCCAGUAAUGUUCUCGCCGUCAUCCCUCGCUGCCUCCCAGUACGAAUUCGUCACUCGUCAUCGUCAUCCUCCUCCGGAUCGUCAACGGGCGCUUUGGCCUAUAAAGCUCUUCAUCGUCGUAUAAACCCUCUCCCAACCUCAGAGCCCCCCGCUUGGUCUGCUUCCGCCGCCGUUUCCUCAAUUCUUUAUGAGACACCACUUCCCUCUUCCGCUCCGCCAAAAAGACAUGUUCUCAAUUGCCUUGUUCAGAAUGAACCUGGCGUUCUCUCUCGAGUGUCGGGAAUCCUUGCGGCACGUGGUUUCAAUAUUGACUCAUUGGUGGCUAGACGACAACUAGAAGAUCUCGUUCCUGUCUGGGCAGUGCUUGAUUACACUGCAGCACCUCUUGUCCAGCGGGAGCUCUUGCUCGCCAAGAUCUCUAUAUUAGGCCCAGAGUAUUUCGAAGAACUACUUGCACAUCACCGGGAGAUUACAGCAGAGGGUGGAGACUCUGGAAGGGCUGAAAGUUCGAACAAGGAUAGUGAUUAUCAUCCUUCGAAGCUUCCAAUUUCCCAGGCUUUAAGGCACAAACACCAGCAUCUUCAGGCUAUCACACAAUUGACUCACCAGUUUGGAGGCAAGAUUUCAGAUAUAUCUGAAAACAAUUGUAUUGUUGAACUUGCUGGGAAACCCUCCAGGCUUGAUGCGUUCAUGAAGCUUAUCGCUCCUUUCGGUAUUCUUGAAUCUGCUCGAACUGGUCUCAUGGCGCUUCCUCGCUCACCUCUGCACACACACACAGAGGAUCUCGACGUUAAAGAUGCCGGUGAUGUUGUUGAUGCUAGCUCUCUCCCCCCCGGCUAA